Paramuricea clavata is the source of this 6381-nucleotide messenger RNA. The record is from the annotation of a GenBank genome assembly. NCBI's taxonomy places the organism in Eukaryota, Metazoa, Cnidaria, Anthozoa, Malacalcyonacea, Plexauridae.
GUUCCUCACGCUGAAGACAAGGUCCCUCAAGCUGAGGACAAGGUUCCUCACGCUGAGGACAAGGUUCCUCACGCUGAGGAGAAGGUUCCUCACGCUGAGGACAAUGUUCCUCACGCUGAGGACAAGGUUCCUGACGCUGAGGACAAGGUUCGUCACGCUGUGGACAAGGUUCCGCACGCUGAGGACAAGGUGCCUGACGGUGAGGACAAGGUGCCUCACGCUGAGGGUAAGGUUCCUCACGCUCAGGACAAGGUUCCUCACGCUGAGGACAAGGUUCCUGACGCUGAGGACAAGGUUCGUCACGCUGUGGACCAGGGUUCCUCACGCUGAGGACAAGGUACCUCACACUGAGGACUAGGUUCCUCACGCUGAGGACAAGGUUCCUCACGCUGAGGACAAGGUUCCUCACGAUGAGGACAAGACUCCUCACGCGGAGGACAAGGUUUCUCACGGUGAGGACAAGGUACCUCACCAUGAGGACAAGGUUUCUUAUGCUGAGGACAAGGUUCCUCACGGUGAGGACAAGGUUCCUCACGCUGGGGACAAGGUUGCUCAAGCUGAGGAAAAGAUUCCUCUGAGGACAAGGUACCUCACACUGAGGACAAGGUUCCUCACGCUGAGGACAAGGUUCCUCACGUUGAGGACAAGGUUCCUCACGCUGAGGACAAGGUUCCUCACGCUGUGGACAAGGUUCCUCUCACGCUGAGGACAAGGUUCCUCACGCUGAGGACAAGGUUCCUCACGCUGAGGACAAGAUUCUUCACGCUGUGGUCAAGGUUCCUCACGCUGAGGACAAGGUUCCUCACGCUGAGGACAAGGUUCCUCAAGCUGAGGACAAGGUUCCUCACUCUGCGGACAAGGUACCUCACGCUGUGGAUAAGGUACCUCACACUGAGGACAAGGUACCUCACACUGAGGACAAGGUACCUCACGCUGAGGACAAGGUACCUCACGCUCCGGACAAGGUACCUCACGCUGUGGACAAGGUACCUCACACUGAGAAGAAGUUACCUCACACUGAAGACAAUGUACCUUACAGUGAGGACAAGGUACCUCACACUGAGGACAAGGUUCUUCACGCUGAGGACAAGGAUCCUCACGCUGAGUACAAGGUUCCUCACGUUGAGGACAAGGUUCCUCACGCUGAGGAGAAGGUUCCUCACGCUAAGGACAAUGUUCCUCACGCUGUGGACAAGGUUCCUCACGCUGAGGACAAGGUACCUCACACUGAGGACAAGGUUCCUCACCCUGAGGACAAGAUUCCUCACGCUGAGGACAAGGUUACUCACCCUGAAGACAAGGUUCCUCAUGGUGAGGACACGGUUCCUUAUGCUGAGGACAAGGAUCCUCACGCUGAGGACAAUGUUCCUCACACUGAGAACAAGGUCCCUCAAGCUGAGGACAAGGUUGCUCACGCUGAGGACAAGGUUCCUCACGCUGAGGACAAGGUUCCUCACGCUGAGGACAAGGUUCCUCGCGCUCCGGACAAGGUACCUCACGCUGUGGACAAGGUACCUCACACUGAGGACAAGGUCCCUCAAGCUGAGGACAAGGUUCCUCACGCUGAGGACAAGGUAACUCACACUGAGGACAAGGUAGCUCACACUGGGGACAAAGUAUAUCACACUGAGGACAAGGUUUCUCAUGCUGAGGACAUGGUAACUCAUACUGAGGAAAGAUUCCUCAGACUGAGGACAAAGUACCUCACGAUGAGGACAAGGUACCUCACACUGAGGACAAGGUUCCUCACGCUGAGGACAAGGUUUCUCACGCUGAGGACAAGGUACCUCACACUGAGGACGAGGUACCUCACACUCAGGACAAGGUUCCUCACGCUGAGGACAAGGUUCCUCAUGGUGAGGACAAGGUUCCUCACGCUGAGGAUAAGGUACCUCACUCUGAGGACAAGGUACCUCACACUAAGGAAAAGGUUCCAUACGCUGAGGACAAUGUUCCUCAAGCUGAGGACAAGGUACCUCACACUGAGGACAAGGUACCUCACACUGAGGACAAGGUUCCUCACGCUGCGGACAAGGUACCUCAUACUGAGGACAAGGUUCCUCACACUGACGACAAGAUUCCUCACGCUGAGGACUAGGUUCCUCAAGCUGAGGACAAUGUACCUCAUACUGAUUACAAGGUACCUCACAAUAAGGAAAAGGUUCCAUACGCUGACUCAAGGUUCGUCAAGCUGAGGACAAGGUACCUCACACAGAGGACAAGGUUCCUCACGCUGAGGACAAGGUUCCUCACGCUGAGGACAAGGUACCUCACACAGAGGACAAGGUACCUCACGCUAAGGAUAAGGUUCCUCACCCUGAUGACAAGGUUCCUCAUGGUGAGGACACAGUUCCUUAUGCUGAGGACAAGGUUCCUCACGCUGAGGACAAGGUUCCUCACGCUGAAGACAAGGUCCCUCAAGCUGAGGACAAGGUUCCUCACGCUGAGGACAAGGUUCCUCACGCUGAGGACAAGGUUCCUCACGCUGAGGACAAGGUUCCUCACGCUGAGGACAAGGUUCCUCACGCUGAGGACAAGGUUCCUCACGCUGAGGACAAGGUUCCUCACGCUGAAGACAAGGUUCCUCAUGCUGAGGACAAGGUUCCUCACGCUUAGGACAAGGUUCCUAACGCUGAGGACAAGGUUCCUAACAACGUUUCUAACGCUGAAGACAAGGUUACUCACGCUGAGGACAAGGUUCCUCAAGCUGAGGACUAGGUUCCUCAUGUUCUUCACGCUGAGGACAAGGUUCAUAACGCUGAGGACAAUGUUCCUCGCGCUGAGGACAAGGUUCCUCACGCUGAGGACAAGGUUCCUCACGCUGAAGACAAGGUACCUCACGCUGAGGACAAGGUUCCUCACGCUGAGGACAAGGUUCCUCACGCUGAGGAUAAGGUUCCUCACGCUGAGGUGGGGGGAAGGGGCAGUCCUCAAUAUAUCUUUAAAAUACUGACAAUUGAUUCAUUUUAAGCGGCUACAUUACCCCUGACAAACCGCCAAAAAUCGUAUUACCCAUAUACGCCUUCGCCCAUUUAGUUCUUCUAAAUUGUAAGCAAAUUAAUUGCAAAUUUCGACGUGCUAAAACUCUGUUUUCUGACCAUCAGAAUUCUGUCAAAACUUCCCCCAAAGUCCACGAAAUGGCAUUUCAGAGAAGUUUCUGUGCCGAACUGCACGCUUCUGUAAUAUGUCUGUGCGUAAAAUAUGAGUAUUUUUGUUUGUAAAUUGCGUUUUCAUUUUCCGAAUAGCAAACACCUUCGUGGCUUCGUAAGGCAUGAAAUAUUCGGAAAUUUUUUUUGUAAUUCUGAAAUUUUUGGCCUACACCCCCCCCCCCCAACUAUGCAUGCUUAGCUACGGCCGUGGGCUCACAACGCGCGAAAGCUCAUUUGAUAUGCAAAAUUUAUACUAAAUAUAUAUAUUAUAAUAUUUCGAAAUGUACUUUAAUUCUUCGUGCAUGCACAGAUGUUUUUAAUAGAGAGUUUUUUUUUCUUUCUUUUUAAUUAGUUUUACAAUAAGAAAUUGAAGGCACAGACAACGGGGCUAAUAAAGUCCCAAAUUAAGUCCUGCCAUACAUGAAAAUACUACACUAUACUAUGCUAUGCUAUACUAUAUUAUAAACUGUUAUAAAAUUAACAUAAUACAUAGCUUGGUACAUAUUUACGGUAUUACACAUAAUUACAUUGUACAAAAACUCUGAACAUGCACUUCUACGAACAACAAGAUAUAAAACAAGAAUGACAUUUAGAGCAAAACGUUUUCCAAGUCCUUGGCCUAUUAACAUCAAAACAUGAAUUAACUUUUUGAGUGUAGUGAUUAUAGAGUUUAAGUUUCAGUGACUGAAUAGAAAGAGAGAGGAUUUUAUUUCUCCUGGCAGGCUGUUCUAGAGUGGCACUAUCCUAUUGAAAAAUAGGUUUCGGGAAGAAGAUGUUCUGCAACGGUUUGGUCGGUAUGAAUCAGUAGAGCUAAAGCGAGUGUGAUGAUUAGUAGAAUUGUCUAGCAUAUAGUCUUCAAGUGUUAAGUCGUAAUAACCAGCUUUGCAUUUAUAAAAAAAACGUAAUAUCUUUUAUUUCGAACCAGUAUGAAAUAGGCAGUAGGUUAAGUUUCUUUAAACGGUUGGUGUAAGGUGAGUUGAAGUCUUGAAGGAUAUACUUGGUUGCUCGUCUUUGGACACUUCCAUGACAAAGAAGGUUCCUACAUGUUGUUUGGGGUGCCCAAAUUUCACUGCCAUAGCACCAGGUGUGUACGAACAAGUGUCAAAUAGAGAGAGCGUCGACAAUUUAUAUCAGUUAAAUAUGUGCAGUUACGCCGUAGAAAUCCAAGCAUGCGGUUUGCUUUGUUAAACAAUGUUAGAAAUAUGAGGCGACCAAAUAUACCAAAAUCCUUUUCAGUUGAUUGAAAAGGGAUCUGACUGGAGCAUGAAAAGUAAUUGCGAGACUCAAUUCAACGUUUCCGUGAAAAUCUUAUUCCAAUGUAAAGUAGCCAUACGUUUAGCCGACCAUAACUUCGGCCCCUUUGGACAUAUCUUAUUCGAACCGGAAUCCAAAACACUAUUUAGAGUGUUAUUCAGUGGCGUGGUGGCUGGGGGGGGGGGGCGGGGGGCCAUGCCCCCCCCAGCGAUGGUUUCAUGAGGGGCGCCGAAAUGCCAGUGGGGUGCUAAAAUUGCCAAGAAGUGCCUCCGGAUUAGUAUGAUCUAUUUUAGUAUGAUCAAUAUAUUACUCCCUAUUAUGAUAUGAUAUGAUAUAUUAUUAUGAUAUGACAUAUUAUUAUUAACUCCGGAUUAGUAUGAUCUAUUAAAGUUGACAUAUGUUGUGAUUAUUAAAAUUGUGAUGUUGAGACCCAACCGCAUCAGAACAUUCCAGACAUUUGAUAUUUGAUAUGUUACAUUAGACUGCUAGUGCUUUGUCACGCUUGCGUAAGCUUCACGUUUGCAUAAGCUUGAGCUAUAAAUAGCAUAACAAGUAAUUUCUGAUUAUAGACAUUGUAUAACAAUCUAAAAUAGCUUUAGACAAAACACUAUAUAAGGGCGGCUCGCUGAAAUAGAAACAUGUGUUAAAGUUAUUAUAUUCAAGACUCAAGAAGAACGUUUUAUAUGUACCAGUGAGACAAUCGUCUGGCCCUUUUCACGCCAAGGAGGCAAGGAUUGCUGGACUGUUGCUUCAGUGCUGAGCUGUGUGACUGUGUCUUAAGACAGAUAAAUCGGUUAGUAUUCUUAACAUAUAUUCUCUGUAUAUUGUUUAAAUAAAUACAUUUAGAAAACUAAGUUUCCUCAAUAAGCCUCUUGUUGCGGUGUUCGUAACAAAACAAGAUGAGUUAUAAAAUAUGAAUGAAGUUAUUUUAUAAUUAAUAUCAGGCUAUCAGCCAUCAGGAGUCAUGAUAUCAGAAAUCUGUGUUAAAACAAAAAAAAUUAAAUUGCCAUUUCCCUUUAAAUUAAACUUUUUUGAGCACAUUUUACUUUUGAAUACUACUAGUAAAAAUCUUGAUAUUGUGUGCCGUAUAUUAACUGCAACCUGCAUGAUAUUAUUAUUGCAAUAAUAUGAAAUAUAUUAUUCAAUCCACGACUAGCACGCAACAGUUAGAAUGGAAACCACCAACAAAAGCCAAAAACGAAAAAAAUCGGGCGCAGAGAACAAAAAGGCAAGGAAAGCAAGGAGGGAAGAAAACGAAAAACUUGGAUCGUUCAUGAAAAGCUAUUUCACAAAAUCAAGCAAAUCAUCAUAUGGAGACGAUGCUUCCAGUAAUGACCAAGAUGCUCUAAAUGCUGCAGGAGACAAAAAGAAGGAAAGCAAAGAUGUAAAAGAUGGUAUAGAAAAUGCAAGCCCAGACAAGCCAUGUGAUGUGGAUGACAAAAACGACGUAGAAGAUGAGGUCGAAGUGGUUCAAGAUCCUGUAAGUCUUCCAGAGUUUGAUAGCGGGCGCAAAGUUAGUGAAGGGAAAGUUCGGGACGACGAGAUGGACGUACAAGAAUCUGCAGUGUCUGGUGUAGCAACUGCAUCUGAGUUCGAUCCUGAUUCAUCUGCCGAAUUUAAUGACAGCAGAUUUCGCGAUAGAAUUACUGACUUUGAAACCGGACGUCCAGUUCUUAACGAAGCUUUGAAUACAUCAAUACAGAAUCGGGGCGAAGAAGACACAAUCAUCAUUGAACAGUGCAUGCUCCGGAGAAAUCCAGCUUUUGUAAAUGAUGGAGGGAAUGAAACCAAUGAUCCCGCGUUACUUGUUGGCAUGAAGUUCGGAAUAGAGGAUAAAGAAAAGCUUUGUAGAAAUGAACCAUGUCAGCCACCCGAAUCCGUUUUAUCUGAGAGAAAAAAGAAAAUUGGAGAACGUAACCGGUACUGCUCGCAGGCGGUAUUCUUUCACGAAGAUCAAACUUUCAUACUCGCUAAGUAA